This is a messenger RNA of Sebastes umbrosus (honeycomb rockfish), 3680 nucleotides long. RefSeq names its product POU class 3 homeobox 2a (gene pou3f2a). Gene Ontology annotation, biological process: regulation of transcription by RNA polymerase II; brain development. The record is from RefSeq and is a predicted model, not a curated record. Gene Ontology annotation, molecular function: RNA polymerase II cis-regulatory region sequence-specific DNA binding; DNA-binding transcription factor activity, RNA polymerase II-specific. Gene Ontology annotation, cellular component: nucleus. The transcript has a single exon. Bases 577 to 1827 code for a protein of 416 amino acids. NCBI's taxonomy places the organism in Eukaryota, Metazoa, Chordata, Actinopteri, Perciformes, Sebastidae.
UAAGUGGUAUAUAGAAUGUAUAGUGUAAAGUAAGUGUAAAGUGUGCCAGUGGUUAUAGAGUCCAAGAUGGUUGCAGAUAUAGUGCGUUUAAAGUUCUUAAAGUCCUCAUUUUACGCACCGAUUUGACGCACGAACCCAAUAAACGUGACCCACUGACCCAGAUGAAAGAACUUUCAAAAUAAAGACUUUUUUUCCCCCUCAAGUUAAGUCUUUUUCUGUGUUUACACUUCUCGCUUUCUCUCUCCCUCUCCACUUUGUACUCAUGCAUGCUGCAGGACUGCUUUAGUAUUGUUGGGGCACUAGAGUGAUUGGGUUUUUUUUCUGUACAAUCUCCCGUGACCAAUGAGCGGGGUGCUGUCAGGGGUAACCACAUCUGUCAACCAGUUCUUGGCCAAUAAAGAGCGGAGCGAGGCGGACCACAGGUGCGCGCCUCUUCUGCGUCCCCUUGGCACAGCGCCCGGGUAGAGAUGCUGGAGAAGAGAGACGCCUAAAGAAGCUUGCCCCCGUGGCGCAAAAAAAAAAAGAGUUACUGUCAGUGUACUCCUUUUUUAACUAUCACUCUGCUCUCCGAUAGUUAUGGCGACCGCAACAUCCAACAACCACUACAGCGUCCUCAGCAGCACCCCCAGCAGCGCGCCGCCGUCGCAGCCUCACUCGGAGUCCGGGAGCAUGCAGCAGGCGGCAGCGUACAGGGACGCGCACACUUUGCUCCAGAGCGACUACGGCACGUUACCGGGCUCCGGUGGCGGUGUAGGGCAUCCGCUCAGCCACGCGCACCAGUGGAUAACGGCGCUGUCUCACGGUGGCGGUGGAGACAGCGUGGCACCUUGGUCAUCAUCUAGUCCCCUCGGAGAGCAGCAGGACGUGAAGCCCACGGUGCUGCACGACAGUGACCGAGAGGAGCUGCAGAACUCCUCCAGCAGUCUGCAGCAGCAGCAGCAACAGCGACACCCUCACCUCGCGCACCAGCAGCAGCAGCAGCAGCAGCAGGCGCAUCACGACGCAUCACGAGCAUGGCGCACCAGCACAGCCACCACGCACAUUAUCCCCGGUAUGGCGACGUCUGAAGGCCAGAGUUUAGUGUAUUCACAGUCCGGUUUCGGUCUGGAGCAACAAGGUGGGAUGCACCACCACCCAUCGCUGCGAGACGAGGACCACCACAGCCACAGCCCGCACCUCAGUGAGCACGGAGGGGCCCACCAGCACCAGCACCAGCACCAGCAGUCUCUCUCACACCACCAGCAGCAGCACCAGCACCACGGGGGCCACCAGGACCACUCGGACGAGGACACGCCGACGUCGGACGAGUUGGAGCAGUUUGCAAAGCAGUUCAAGCAGCGACGCAUCAAGCUGGGUUUCACCCAGGCGGACGUGGGUUUAGCUCUUGGGACUCUUUAUGGAAACGUUUUUUCUCAGACCACCAUCUGCAGGUUCGAGGCGCUGCAGCUCAGCUUCAAAAACAUGUGUAAACUCAAGCCCCUGUUGAACAAGUGGCUGGAGGAGGCGGACUCCACGUCGGGGAGCCCUACGAGUCUGGAUAAAAUCGCAGCACAGGGGAGGAAAAGGAAAAAGAGGACCUCCAUCGAGGUGGGCGUUAAAGGGGCUCUGGAGAGCCAUUUUCUCAAAUGUCCAAAACCUGGAGCGGCGGAGAUCACCUCCCUGGCGGACAGCCUGCAGCUGGAGAAGGAGGUGGUGAGGGUUUGGUUUUGUAACAGGCGGCAGAAGGAGAAGAGGAUGACACCCGCUGGGGGACAGAUAGCAGGAGGAGAGGACAUGUAUGGAGACACCCCUCCUCAUCAUGGAGGAGGACAAACUCCUGUGCAGUGACACUUCAGUGUGUUAUUCUGAGCAAAAACGCAGGACCCCUUAUAAUAAGGAUGCCUCCUUUUAUUUGUUUGAUUCUCUUGUGCUGGACCGCUUGGAAACUGGACCUGAGCCAGUUUUUAAAAUGUUGGACACACACAUAGUGGUGGAAAUACAUCAAGCACUAAAAAUACGCAUAGCAGAGAGAGUAUGGAGAGGUUUCACGCCAUGCAUAUUUGGGGAUACCAAAUGGUUGGUGUGUUGGUGUGUGCUAACCAAAAAAAAAAAGAAAGAAAAAAAAACAACAACAUUGAUACGAAAAAUUGCUUUUUCUAUACCUUCUACCGAGGCGCCCAAAAUGUGUCGUUAUGUAAUGUGUCAUUAAAGAAAGGCAGAGUGUUGAUGUUGGACACGAGGUGUCCGCAGGGGGUAAAAUAUAAAAACAAGGCUUCAGGGCGAGAUGAGAAGUCAGUGCAGUCAGUUCAGUGUGCGUAAAUAAACGCCAUCUUUCCAUCAUAACAAAAGCAACAGGGGUUUCAUCGCAGCUUGUGGUAAAGAAAGAGAGAAAGAGAGAGGGGUUGAAAUGGCAGGCACCUGCUGUAAAAUGUUCAAAAUUCAAGCCAAUACCAGCUUUUACUAGUAUUAUUAUUAUUUUUAUUAUUAUAUAAUUCUGAGGAUAAAUUUAAAGUGGUGUGGCCUAUUGAUUCUCAGCUGCAUCCAUAAUUUAUUAAAAAAAAUUCCUCCCCUUGCUUUAAAAUUUCUUAUAAUAAUAAUAAUGAUAAUAUUAAUGUUAUACCAUAGAGACUGAGUAUUGGUUCACUUUAAUGCUUUUUCUUUCAUGUGCAGACAUUUUUCUGUGCGCCUGUUUACAGUGUGUUUUUUGCUGUUUGUUAUUUCUGUACUUUUUCCAAAAUGCUGUGAAGAGAAAGACCGAGACUGUCUUGGCUGGAAACACUCAAAGCAAAUCCAGCCCAUUUUGCCUUCCUUUUACUAAGAAGAUAAAAAAAACACUGAAUAUAUCCUGGUACCAGCUCUGGCCGCAGUGGCUAUACUACUACUACUACUACUACUGUGUGACUCAUUCAUCCACUGAGAGAAGACUAUUUGUGGGAUGUAUCUCAAUUUUUUUUUGUAUGGCUUCGUUUGUUUGUUUGUUUGUUUGUUUGUUUGUAUGUUUGUUUGUUUGUUUGCUCAGUUUUUCUCUCUGUCAGUCUGUGCCAAAGCACAAACACAGACACGUGUUCUUGUGCCACUUAAAUCCUGUGAUUAAUAACCUGAUCUGAUAUAGUGGGAGGUUAUUAUUGAGGGGAAAUUAGUUGGGGAUGAAUUUCUCUGACUGAAAUCUGAAGAAAAUCUAGAAAUUCAGAAACUCAAAUCCAACUGAAGGAUGUAGAUGACAUAGGGGAGAAAAUGCAAUAUUUUUAAUAACCCAUAAUAUGAAUUUUAGACAAUUUCUAUGAGACGUUUUUACAUUUCAAAAACGAUGAAUGUAUUAGGCCCAUGUUUACAAUGCCAGAGUCCCUUUUUUAUUAUUAUUUCAUUGCAAAAUCAAUAAAAGUGAAGCAUAGCAAUAUUUUACGCAUUGUUUUGUAAUACGCCCACCAGGUCUUUAUUAUAAAGGGUAUAUACAUAAUAAUUCGCCCUUAAUUUAAAUAAUACUGUAAUUUAAAAAUAAUAAUUCUGACUACAUCACAAGUAAAUUCUUCAGUUGAAUUUGAGUUUCUGAGGUGGAAAAAAAAAAAAAAAUCAAAACCAAAACAAAAUAGCAUCGACCUGAAAUCUGUGAUCAAAUGAAGAUGAAAAAGAAAUCAAACGAUUGCACAAUUUCUAUAUGCUUUUUUGUCAUUAAAUCGUAUUUGUUUUCUAUAAAAAAAAAA